Molecule: messenger RNA, 1701 nt
Organism: Aethalodelphis obliquidens (Pacific white-sided dolphin)
Lineage: Eukaryota; Metazoa; Chordata; Mammalia; Artiodactyla; Delphinidae
Gene: COQ2
Product: coenzyme Q2, polyprenyltransferase
Exons: 7
Coding region: 4-1200 (398 amino acids)
Biological process (GO): ubiquinone biosynthetic process
Cellular component (GO): mitochondrial inner membrane
Molecular function (GO): 4-hydroxybenzoate polyprenyltransferase activity
Source: RefSeq, a predicted model, not a curated record
CUGAUGUCACUGCGCAUGCCUGCCUGUGACAGGACGCUCGGGAAUGACGUCAGGCCCCCGCGGGUCCGCGCUCUCCGGAGCGCCAUGCUGGGCGCGUCAGGCACGGGGCUCGUGCGGGCCCUGCGGGCAGGGACGCAGGUGUGGCUGUGGGGCUCGCGCGGCCGCUCCCUCACCUUGCCGCACGCGGCUCGUGGGCUACACGCGGGAGACUGGCGGCCCUCAGCCGGGCGGGGACCGCUCGAGCGGCGGCCGAGCCUGCCUGCGGCGGCGAUCGUGAACUCGGCGCCCCGCCCUCUGCAGCCCUACCUGCGCCUCAUGAGAUUGGACAAGCCCAUAGGAACCUGGCUACUGUACCUGCCAUGUACUUGGAGCAUUGGUCUGGCAGCUGAACCAGGUUGUUUUCCAGAUUGGUACAUGUUAUCCCUCUUUGGCACUGGAGCUGUUCUGAUGCGUGGAGCAGGCUGUACUAUUAAUGACAUGUGGGACCAGGACUACGAUAAAAAGGUUACAAGAACAGCAAGUCGCCCAAUAGCUGCUGGAGACAUUUCAACUUUUCAAUCCUUUGUUUUUCUUGGGGGACAGCUGACCUUGGCACUGGGUGUUCUUCUGUGUCUGAAUUACUACAGUAUAGCUCUUGGAGCAGCAUCCCUACUUCUUGUCAUCACCUACCCGCUAAUGAAGAGAAUUACAUACUGGCCUCAGUUAGCCUUGGGAUUGACUUUUAAUUGGGGAGCAUUACUUGGAUGGUCUGCUGUCAAGGGCUCCUGUGAUCCAUCUGUUUGCCUUCCUCUUUAUUUUUCUGGAAUUAUGUGGACUCUAAUAUACGAUACUAUCUAUGCUCAUCAGGACAAGAGAGAUGAUGCUCUGAUCGGGCUUAAGUCCACGGCACUGCUGUUCCGUGAAGAUACCAAGCAGUGGCUCAGUGGCUUCACUGUGGCGAUGCUGGGGGCACUGAGCCUGGUGGGAGUGAACAUUGGUCAAACUGUGCCCUACUACACUGCUCUGGCUGCUGUAGGGGCCCAUCUGGCUCACCAGAUUUACACUCUGGACAUCCACAGACCUGAGGAUUGUUGGGAUAAAUUCACCUCCAACCGAACAAUAGGACUAAUAAUUUUUUUAGGAAUUGUCCUUGGGAAUUUGUGGAAAGAAAAGGAGACAGAUAAAACAAAGAAAAAUAUAGAUAAUAGAGUAGAAAAUUAGCAAAUUAAGUUUAUCUGGGGAUUUUUAAAACAAACUUUUACAAAAUACUCUCAGGUCUUAUUACCACAUAACUAGAUUUGAAUAACAGUCUUACAAUAUGUUAAUGAAUUACAAACCAGUAGAUGAAGUUGUAGAGCAUUUUUGCCUGGAUUUUAGUUCAACUAUGUACUAGUCAAAUUCUUCCCCAUCACAGAAACCAGGAACUCUUCAGGAUUUGCGAUCACCUGGAGUAUUUAAGUUAUAAUUCUCAUCUGCAGUUACAGGAAUUAUAUGAGUUUUGGCACUUUAGAAGAAAACUUGAUGUGUGUCUCAUCAAAAUGACUGUCUUUGUAGGAAAAUGGACUCUCUUUUUAGGGCAAAAUAAAAGCUGCUACAGGAAGUUGAGGCUUAUUGUUCUUUGCGUUGACCUUUACUUACUGCCAAAAGCUGUAAUUCAGGAAACCGUUCUGUUUUUUAUAUUUUAGGAGAAUUUAAAUCAGUAAAUAAAAUUUUUUACCUGUU